AUGGAUGUAAUAAAAGAUACUGUUAAUUCGUUGAUUGGUCGAAAACCGACCGGUCCCAAAGUUCGAUAUGCUGUUGUUGGAGCAGGAUCAAUUGCUCAAAGUGCUUUCAUGCCUGGCAUUCUACAGACAAAGAUGACUGUAUUAUGCAGUGAUGAUGCCGAAAAACGUGGUCUAUUAGCAAAGCAAUACAAUUUAAUACCAUAUUCAUAUGAUGAAUUUGGUAAAAUGUUAGACAAUCAUGAAUGUGAUGCUCUUUACAUUGCUACACCUAAUUUUCUUCAUAUAAAACAUGUUGUUCCUGCUCUUGAAAAAGGUUAUCACGUUUUAUGUGAAAAAUUAAUGGGAUGUAGCGUAGAAGAAUGUGAGGCUAUGAUAGCUGCUUCAAAGAAAAGUGGUGCCAAAUUAAUGAUUGCUUAUCGACUUCAUUGUGAUCCAGGAAAUUUAGAAGUACUCGAACGAGUACGAAAAGGAGAUUUUGGUGAUCCACGUAUUUUUAUAUCAAUGCAUACACAAAAUCUUCGACCAGAUAAUCAUCGUGCUAAAUAUGGAUUUGAUUGUGGCCCUGUUCCUGAUAUGGGUCCAUAUCCAAUUAAUGGUUCACGUACUAUGUUUGGAGAUGAACCUAUUGAAGUUCAAGCUAUGGGAUUAAAAAAUUCUGAACAUAAUUUACAAAUGGAAUAUGAUACAAUUGCUGUUAAUAUGAGAUUUCCUCGAGAGCGAGUAGCAUCAUUCGUUGUCGGAUAUUCAACAGUAUUAACUACCUUUUAUCGUAUUGUUGGUACACAAGGUGAAAUUAUCGUAGAUCCAGCAUUUAAUUUUGAUAAAGCUGUUUCAUAUACAACUCGAUUUGGUGAGGGUGGUGAAGAAGAAAAAAAGAAAAAUUUUCCGAAAGUCGAUCAAUUCGGUGGUGAAACUGAAUAUUUUUCAGAUUGUAUUUUGAGAAAUAUUGAACCUGAACCAAAUGGAGAAGAAGGUUUAUUGGAUGUACGUGUCGUUUAUGCUAUUAAACAAUCACUCGAAACAGGCAAGCCAGUUAAAUUAGAACCAUAUAAUCGACUUAGACGAGCUCAAAUGGAUCAAUUACGAUCUGUAUCAUUUGGUAAACCACCCAAACAAAAAGAUGUUAUUGGUCGUGAUUCUGAAAAGCCAGGUUCAGAUGCUACACCCGACACUCGUUAA
Rotaria sp. Silwood1 is the source of this 1179-nucleotide messenger RNA. Lineage: Eukaryota; Metazoa; Rotifera; Eurotatoria; Philodinida; Philodinidae. The record is from the annotation of a GenBank genome assembly.